UGAUGCGAGGAAGUGACAAGAGAACAAGAGAGUAUCUCCUCAAGACUUCAUCUCAUCGCUUCUGUGCUUCUCCUCGCGGGAACGGGAUCGACACGCAUAGGAUGUGGGAAUGCCUCUACUUGCAUACCAUCCCCAUCGUUGAAGACUCCUUGUUUGCUCGUCAGUUUGCAGGAAUGAUCGUACACGAAACAGAAGGAGGCGAAACCUUCUGCUCCUACACUGUUGAGGUCCUGGGACCUUCGCUUCCUGUCCUCCUCGUCUCUGACUGGAGCUCGGUUCAACUCUGCGUGCUGGAACGAGCCUGGGAACUUGCUCUCUCCAUGGAAUGGGACUGGGAGGUGUUGACAAUGUCAAGGUGGAAGAAUUUUAUCAGAUCUCACACACGCGAGGGUCAGUGACAAGGGCAACAAGACAAGAAAGGCAAAAUAGAUUCAGAUUGCUUUCAGUGUAUCAUUACAUUAUUGUUGGACCAACUCGGUCAAG
Guillardia theta CCMP2712 is the source of this 483-nucleotide messenger RNA. RefSeq lists its product as hypothetical. The record is from RefSeq and is a predicted model, not a curated record. The transcript has 5 exons. Lineage: Eukaryota; Cryptophyceae; Pyrenomonadales; Geminigeraceae. The coding region runs from base 102 to 398 and encodes 98 amino acids.